AACAACGACGAUUGGACAGAAAUGUGUUUCAAUAAACGCCUGAUCAAGCUGGCUGACUACUUCCGAUUACAAUCCAAUAUGACUCGUUAGUGAGCCACUGAAAACAUAGACAGUCGACAUGACAUGCAAUACGAAAAUCGUAAUCACGAAGCUACUAGUAUGCUUCCUCUUGUCUGGCGUAAGAGGAAGAUCAUGGGCCAGCCACCAUGACACUACCACCUCUACUACUCAAACUACACCCACCACUAGCCCGGCUCCAAAGAACUUCCACAACGAUCCGCUUGUCGUCGAGACUAAGAGCGGUCUCGUUAAAGGUUAUGCCAAGACGGUCAUGGGUCGUGAGGUACAUAUAUUUACCGGAAUACCAUUCGCGAAACCGCCUCUAGGUCCACUAAGGUUUCGAAAGCCAGUUCCAAUCGAACCAUGGCACGGCGUUCUAGAUGCCACCGCUAUGCCCAAUAGCUGUUAUCAAGAACGAUAUGAGUAUUUUCCUGGAUUUGAAGGUGAAGAGAUGUGGAACCCUAACACGAAUAUAUCAGAGGAUUGUUUGUAUUUGAAUAUUUGGGUUCCUCAGCAUUUACGAGUUCGCCAUCAUCAAGAUAAGCCUCUGGCUGAGAGACCAAAAGUGCCGAUACUAGUGUGGAUUUACGGUGGAGGGUAUAUGAGUGGGACCGCAACCCUUGAUUUAUAUAAAGCUGAUAUUAUGGCAUCGUCAAGUGAUGUUAUAGUGGCUUCCAUGCAGUACAGGGUGGGAGCAUUUGGAUUUUUAUACUUGAAUAAAUUCUUUUCGCCGGGCAGCGAAGAAGCGCCUGGUAAUAUGGGACUUUGGGAUCAGCAACUGGCAAUACGUUGGAUAAAAGACAAUGCGCGGGUAUUUGGUGGAGAUCCUGACUUGAUUACACUGUUUGGGGAGUCAGCUGGAGGAGGAAGCGUCAGCUUGCAUAUGCUUUCACCAGAGAUGAAGGGAUUGUUCAAGAGGGGUAUAUUACAGUCGGGAACCUUAAACGCACCAUGGAGUUGGAUGACAGGAGAACGUGCUCAAGAUAUUGGGAAGGUGUUAGUUGACGAUUGUAACUGUAACAGUAGUCUUCUGUCCGCGGAUCCGAGCCUAGUUAUGGAUUGUAUGAGAGGAGUAGAUGCAAAAACGAUUUCCGUGCAACAAUGGAAUUCAUAUACGGGAAUAUUAGGAUUUCCGUCAGCUCCGACAGUCGACGGCGUAUUUUUACCAAAAGACCCUGACACUAUGAUGAAGGAAGGUAGCAUCCACAACACGGAAGUACUUCUUGGAAGUAAUCAAGAUGAAGGAACAUAUUUUUUGUUAUACGAUUUUCUCGAUUAUUUCGAAAAGGAUGGACCGAGUUUUCUACAGAGAGAAAAAUUCUUAGAGAUUAUCAACACGAUUUUCAAGGACUUCUCUAAUAUCAAAAAAGAAGCAAUAAUUUUUCAAUAUACGGAUUGGGAAGAAAUAACCGACGGUUAUUUGAACCAGAAGAUGAUAGCAGACAUAGUGAGCGAUUACUUCUUUGUGUGCCCCACUAAUUACUUCGCGGAGGUUCUGGCUGAAACUGGCGUUGACGUCUACUACUACUACUUUACACACCGCACGAGCACAAGCCUCUGGGGCGAGUGGAUGGGUGUGAUGCACGGGGAUGAGAUGGAGUACGUGUUCGGGCAUCCGCUCAACAUGUCGCUGCAGUACCAUACGAGGGAGCGGGACUUGGCCGCUCACAUCAUGCAGUCUUUCACUAGAUUUGCUCUUACUGGCAAACCUAAUAAGCCAGAGGAGAAGUGGCCGCUCUACUCUCGCGCGUCACCUCACUACUACACGUAUACUGCGGACGGGACAAGCGGGCCGGCGGGGCCACGCGGCCCGCGCGCCAGUGCCUGCGCCUUCUGGAACGACUUCCUGAACAGGCUCAACGAAUUGGAGCGUGUUCCGUGCGAUGGGGCAGUGACUGGACCCUACAGCAGUGUGGCCGGUACUACUCUGCCUGUGGUCCUGCUCACGGCACUGGCCACCACCGCUGCUCUUUAAAUAAAACAAUAAAAAA
Cydia splendana is the source of this 2051-nucleotide messenger RNA. RefSeq names its product acetylcholinesterase-like (gene ace2). Gene Ontology annotation, molecular function: acetylcholinesterase activity. NCBI's taxonomy places the organism in Eukaryota, Metazoa, Arthropoda, Insecta, Lepidoptera, Tortricidae. The record is from RefSeq and is a predicted model, not a curated record. Gene Ontology annotation, cellular component: plasma membrane. The transcript has 6 exons. The coding region runs from base 119 to 2035 and encodes 638 amino acids. Gene Ontology annotation, biological process: acetylcholine catabolic process in synaptic cleft; choline metabolic process.